Messenger RNA from Salvelinus sp. IW2-2015, 1603 nucleotides. Its product is annotated as dynein axonemal intermediate chain 7-like. Gene Ontology annotation, molecular function: microtubule binding; beta-tubulin binding. Gene Ontology annotation, cellular component: axoneme. The record is from RefSeq and is a predicted model, not a curated record. NCBI's taxonomy places the organism in Eukaryota, Metazoa, Chordata, Actinopteri, Salmoniformes, Salmonidae.
GGGGGCGAUAAACUAUUCCCUUAAAUGGAUGUUUCUAAAAAAACAAAAAAAUAAAAAAAACGUAUACAUGUCUACCUUAACAUCAAAAUCAUUGCAGGCAUAAAAUAUACCCCUUUAUUAAGCAAGGAGACAUGGGCAGGGCUCAAUAUCUUGCUUGAUAAAUUAAAGACACUCAGACCCGCGGGUUCUGGGACCGUGUUAACGGUCCCCUCUGCCUCUGGUAGUCGUUUCUUCUUACCCCGUCCGGUGCGGCAUCUCGUCGGUGCGCGUGCCUGCGGCCACCCCCGCCCUUCCUUCAGCCCAAUCUCUUGUUGGAUAAGAAACUGGCACUGGAAGCGGAUGAGGCGCUGGUUGUAGAGCGUUGGUCAGACAGGCGCUGGUUGUAGAGCGUUGGUCAGACAGGCGCUGGUUGUAGAGCGUUGGUCAGACAGGCGCUGGUUGUAGAGCGUUGGUCAGACAGGAGUGGAUAGAAGUAAGCGGCAUCCCUCCUGCGUCUGUCAUGGAGAGGAGGAGCAGGACCUCUUUUGUCAGGGUUUCUCCAGAAGUAGACUUUGUCCUCGGCCUUGUCUUUUUUUGUCUUGGUUGAAUUUCUUGAUUUUUAAGUUAUUUUAUUUCUGUAGACAACCUGUCCUGGAGCGCUUGGUUAGUUUUCAUCAGUUCAUUGAAUAUGUCGCCAUCAGUAACAGCUCUUUGCAGAGCUGUGCGUUAGGUCAGCACUGGAAGACAGACUGCAUCAGUGAGACGUACGACGAGGCAGAGCGGAAGAUCUCGUUCAAGAUGGACUCGUUCUACGCCUUCACGCUGCUACAGGACUCGUAUGCCAACAUGCCGUUCCACAGCUGGGAGCUCAGACCACUGGGCCAGGACUCUGCCCUGCUCACCAUCACGGCAAGAACUCACAAUGUCAUGCUCCAUCUCCUCCAUAGAAUCUGGGACAACAAGUGUAUGCUCCAGUCAGACCAGGAGAGAGGACUGAACCACAUCCUGGGCCAGUGGAUGAGUCCCUCUGUACUGCAGAAAGCCAUGGUCAGCACGGGGGUCAACAUCUUCGUCAACCAAUACUCCGACAAAUAUGUCACCCGUAAACGCAAAAGGACCCUGAUAGAACACGCGGUGUAUGAACAGAUGGCACUGCUCUCCUCUGCCUUCUCCUGGAGCCAGUGGAACACACAGUGUGGCCAGGAGCAUCUGGUGCUGCAGGUGUGUGAGCACCUAGACCCGGUCCAAGAGGACUCGUGGUGUGUGUACCUGCUGGGGACCCGGAGGUGCCAGAGGCUGAUGAGCAAGGAACACAGUGAGGCGUUCUCUCCAGAGCUGGACUCCGGCAGUGAGUUCCACUCCACCUUCCUGCACAUGCUCGGAGACGACAUGUCCCGCGCCGGACAGGAACAGGCGCGACACUCUCACCACCUGUUCGUCGAUGCCGUGCAUAGACUGCUGUGUGCCACACGGCCUCUCACAUACUCCUGACUACAGUAGAUACCAGACUCCCCAUGUAGGAGUAGCCAAAAACAACAGAUCUAGGAUCAGAUUUGACAAUUCCCAAUCAUAACUUUAACCAUUAGGGGGAAUAUGUAUAUCUGAUCUUGUAUCAGAGGUUAGC